Cantharellus anzutake is the source of this 153-nucleotide messenger RNA. RefSeq lists its product as uncharacterized. The record is from RefSeq and is a predicted model, not a curated record. NCBI's taxonomy places the organism in Eukaryota, Fungi, Basidiomycota, Agaricomycetes, Cantharellales, Hydnaceae. The annotation marks the transcript as partial. The transcript has a single exon.
UGGAUGACUACAACAGACGGGCUACUUCUCUUUUGGGUCCCACCAGAGCAUCGCCUUGGCCUAUUCCGGCCCAGUACCCUCACGGUUAUAGGAGUUCGGCCAAUCCGACUGAACAUGCAGCGUUUUGUUCAUGGUUUGCAAUGGACACAGUGU